Messenger RNA from Ambispora leptoticha, 2706 nucleotides. Lineage: Eukaryota; Fungi; Glomeromycota; Glomeromycetes; Archaeosporales; Ambisporaceae. The record is from the annotation of a GenBank genome assembly.
AUGUCUACAAAUAACGACGUUUCGGAACGUAAACUUCGUCCUAUUUACGAUGCGAUCGACUCUCUCAACUAUAAGGGCGCUCUUUCGCAAAUUUCCAAAUUACAAAAAAAGCAACCUGAUGCGCUGAUUUUGAAGUCAUUAAAAGCAUUGUUACUCGAAAAAAUUGGGAAAAGCUCAGAAGCAUUAGUUAUAUGUAAUGAGGUAAAAGAACGAAAACCAACCGAUGAGACUGUAUUACAAUCACUCACUACGGUCUAUCGGUCUUUAGGAAAACGUCAGUAUUUGAAUAUGUUUGACGAGGAAAUUGUUCAGAUUUACGAAAAUGCAGCGAAAAUCUUACCAAAUAACGAAGAGAUAGCGAGUCAUAUGUUUAUGGCAAUGGUUCGCAAUGAUGAUUAUAAGGGUCAACAACAGGCUGCUCUUAAAUUACACAAAACUUUUGGAAAACGGACAAAUAGAUAUUAUUUUUGGUGGAUCAUGAGUCUAAUUUUGCAGGCUGAACAAGCACCGGCCGCACAAUCGGGUAUCAUUAUGACUAUUGCUGAACGUAUGAUGAUCAAGGCAGCAGAAGAAAAGCGACUUGAAGAGAUUGAAGAGGUUCAUCUAUAUUGUAAUGUCUUGUUGGCACAGAAUAAAGUAAAAGAAGCCUUGGAAGUUAUUGAAGGUGAUAUCGGUAAAAAGUGUAAAGAUGAUACCGAGAUCUUUCGUGUCAAACAAGAACUACUUUUGAAAUUGGAAAAUUGGUCUAGCUUACAUACGAUAAGCAAAAAUACAUUGAUCGAAACGAAUCCAGACGAUUGGAAAAGCUAUUUGACAUAUUUCGAUUCGUUAUUUCAUAUAAAUGGUGAUAAUUCAUCAAGUACAGAUGGCGAUAGCUCGAGUUUAAUUGGGAAAAACUUCGAUGAAGCACGUGAAUUAAUAAAAUCAUUGCAAGAAAAGGAAUCGAAGAUGGAUACGCCUAUGCGAGGUCCCUACUUAGCUGAAUUAGAAUUUGAUCGCCGAGUGAGCUUGCAUAAUAAAGGAGCUCUCGAUGAAGUUUCAACCUCGCAUAUCGUUGAUUACUUUCGACGGUUUGCCUCUAAGACUUGCUGCUUUGAGGAUUUGCAGCCGUAUUUACAAGGGUUUUCUAGUGAACGCGCUAAGAAAUUGAUUGAUGAAUUCAAUGCAACAAUCGAUUACUCACAAACAGAUGAUAAAGCGAAAAUUAAAAAUAUUUAUAAACAAAUUAAUCUCCACAAAGUCGAGAGAUAUUUCGGACUUACUGCUAAUUUUGAUUCCGAAGAGACAAUCAAUUAUGCCAACAAACUCUGGAAAUUAUAUCAAGAUUCUCUCCAGUACGGUAUAGAUUUGGUGGAUACCGAGGAUCAUUACGGGGAUGAAUUUAUAAUUUUGGGUUGUCACGCUUUAAUUGACGAAUACAAAAAAAAAGCAAUAUUACUUCUUGAAACUGCGCUACUUAAAAGCAAACAUAAUUUCCAACUACAAUUGCUUUUAAUCCGACUAUAUCAAAUACUUGGUGUCUAUCUUAGGCCAAUAGAAAUAUACAAAACCAUGGAUAUUAAGCAUAUUCAAUUAGACACUAUGAGCCAUUAUAUAGUUACUCGUUCUUCAUCUCUUGCAUUCUAUAAAGAAGCACUUCAAUCAUGUAAGGAUACAUUACCUAUUUACCGUAGUAAUGUUCUAGAGACUCCGGAGAUGAUAGUUCACGCAUAUAAAUACGGAACAUACUCAAAAGUCAAAGAAUUUAUAGAGUUUCGACGGGAGCUAGACAAUUCCUUGCAACGAGUCUUGUCUAAUCGUGAAUCUAUACGGCUUGAGAUCAUUGCUGCUUCCCAAAAUGCCAAAGAAAUAACUGACUAUCUUAAUGAGAUGGAUAUUUCGGAUCUUCAUUAUAAUGAAAAGUUUUGUGAAUCUCUCCGAGAUAAUAGAGAUUUCGAAGUUAUGGUCAAUUUCAACCCAUCGGAGAAACCUUCCAUCGAAGAAUUGACACGGUCAUCCCCUAAACUUGAUAAUAUAUGGAUCAAGCUAUUUACCAUAAUCCCACACAUCCUCAAGAAUAUUUGUUUUGAUAAAGCUGCUGAUGAAAUCUCCAAUCUUGUCGCGGAUCUGGAAAAGCUUGUUGGGGAGAAAGAAGCACCGAGUUUGACUGCUGAAGAAAAGCAAUUAGGCAAAAUUGUUAUUAAAUUGGGCUUUUUAUAUAUUGCCAUUAAGGAAGGUAACCUUGAUCAAAUUUCCACCGCUAUUGGACAAUUUAAGCUAGUUCUGGAUGAGGCCUAUGCGAAUGUCAUUUCAGAAGUCAAAUUAUUGGAAUUUUCGUGGUCAGUUAUUAAUCGAUUGGCCAUUUUCUUGGAGAUUACAAGUUACACAGUAAUAGGAAUAAAAACAAUGAAGAAAUUACUAGGAACAAAAGGCAAAAAAUCUGGACAAAGAGAAUUGUCGAAUACAUUGCAAACUGUGAACGUGUCGCUUAAAGAAAAACUUUUGGAAAUCAAGAACCAUUUGAACGCAUUAAAGGAGAAAGUUAAAUUAGAAGAAGUUCUUGGUGUUUUGCUCCCCUCUUUGAAAUCUAUCCCAAACUUGGAAUUUUGUUUACUCGAGGAAAAAGAACAAUUCAUGCGGCACACUAUAAGCAGGUUAUCGAGUAGCUGGAUAAAAAGUAUUGAAAAUCUUGCAAAAGAAUUCGAUAAUCGGAUUACAUUAAUAUGA